This is a messenger RNA of Symbiodinium necroappetens, 456 nucleotides long. The record is from the annotation of a GenBank genome assembly. Lineage: Eukaryota; Dinophyceae; Suessiales; Symbiodiniaceae.
AUGACCCCGCCGGGCCCUGGGUGGGAGUCACCGGAAGCGUUUCAGAAGGCGUUGUGGUGGUACAAUGCUAUCAUCCCUCAAUGGAUGGCGCAAGGUCCAUUACUCUCCGUGCAGGAGAUAGCUCAACUGGGCUUUCAGCAAAUUGCGGUUUUGCUUCAGCUUUUGGGUGGUAGCCCAACCCCAGGCAAGGCUGCACAGAAUCGUGCUGAAAGCAUUUCCGCGCCCACGCUCUUCAUUUGCGGGAACGAAGAUCACGCAAUCCUUUGUACGAAACCCUUCUCAAGGGCGACGCAGCAGUAUUGCAAAGGCAGCUAUGAGUUUUUGGAGGUAACGUGUGGGCAUGAUCUCCAGCAUUGCCAUGACCCGGAUCAGACUGGAAUCGUGAAUGAUGCUAUUCUCGACCAUAUCAAGAAGCAUUCGCAUUGGUGGUAUGCCAGGUAUGCUUCUCGCAAGUGA